This is a messenger RNA of Cryphonectria parasitica EP155, 918 nucleotides long. RefSeq names its product HET-domain-containing protein. The record is from RefSeq and is a predicted model, not a curated record. Lineage: Eukaryota; Fungi; Ascomycota; Sordariomycetes; Diaporthales; Cryphonectriaceae. The transcript has a single exon. The annotation marks the transcript as partial.
GAAACUCGAUACUCGGCCCUCAGUUACUGCUGGGGUGAUGUCAAACCUCCAUGCCUAACCACAGCCGGCAACCACGACAAGCAGUUCACCAAGAUCGACUGGGAGCAGGUUCCCCAGACUUUCAAAGAAGCAAUAAUAUUCACUCGCAACCUUGGACUGGAAUACAUAUGGAUCGAUUCGAUGUGUAUAAUACAAGAAGGGGAUGGUCAGGCCGAUUGGAACCAGGAAUGCACCCGCAUGUUUAACUACUACUCUAAUGCUUACAUCACACUCGGGGCACUGCUUGCUAGAAAUUGCGGCGAAGGGCUCUUUUCUAAGGAGGCCUUACGAAAGCAACAUCUCUUCGACAUCAUGUUUCGGGGCUGCAGGUCGUCCGUUUUCGCUUUCCGGCUCGUUGACGAGGACUGGGAAUUUCUUCAUGCACAUCGCGGAUGGUUCUCUCGAGGAUGGAGUCUUUUGAGACGAGGCUGGGCCUAUCAGGAGCGGCUUGUCGCACCGCGCGUUCUCUUUUUCACCAAAACCCAACUGAUCUUUGACUGCUUCUCCUGUUGCACGUCGGAAGGGAAAUCUUUCGAAUCUCCCCUUUCUCGAGAGGACCCCAAUCUAAAGGAACAGUAUGGAGCACUCUUGAACGGUAGCUCGGAGCAUCUUACCCAGACGUGGCAAGACAUUGUCCAAAGCUACAGUGGUCUGCAACUGACUAAACCUCUGGAUAAAUUACCAGCGAUUGCCGCUAUAGCACAGCAAGUCUUCUCGCGACAAAAAUGCAACGACGAUUCAGAUACUGAGUAUCUAUGCGGGUUGCGGAAAUCACACCUACAUGUCGAUUUGCUAUGGGAACCCGAACCUUUCGAGAGAACAAUCAGUCGAGAUCGUGAGGAAGCGAAGUACAUAGCUCCUUCCUGGUCGUGGGCAUCC